Aedes aegypti (yellow fever mosquito) is the source of this 769-nucleotide messenger RNA. RefSeq lists its product as uncharacterized. The transcript has 2 exons. The coding region runs from base 163 to 633 and encodes 156 amino acids. Lineage: Eukaryota; Metazoa; Arthropoda; Insecta; Diptera; Culicidae. The record is from RefSeq and is a predicted model, not a curated record.
UGUGAGUUGGCCGGCAGCGAUUACUUCGAUUGUCAAAUCUAUCGAAAUUUUUGAAUGGCUUAUCGACGGGAUUCCUGGCCGAUAAGCGCUCGUCUGGACACCAGCGUUGUAAAUGAAGAUUAGAUUUGGAGGUAUUCAGUAGUCUUUGUUUAGUGGUAGAACAUGUUCAGGCUAAGCGUAGUUUUCGUUUUGAUUCCCGCGGUUGUUUUGGCCCUGAAUCCAGCGCCAUGCGUCUUCAACUCCGGUCCCUUACCUGCGCAGGUUCGGGUGGUAGGAUGUCCGGCGAGCGUCCCACAGCAGCCGUGCAUCGUCCCAAUCGGGUCUAUGGUUGACAGCGAAAUUGACAUCGUUCUGGAGCGUCCGACGACUACGCUGACGGCCUCCUUGGAUAUGUUCCUCGGUAAUUUCCGCAUCCCGUGGAGUCUUCCGGAGCACCAACACAACGCCUGCUCUGAUCUGAUGCACGGAGUCAGCUGUCCUCUGCAAGCGGGCCAAGCUGUCAGCUAUAAUCUGGUGACGGAAGUGUCCGCCCCCUUCGCCGAUGUUACCGUCGAUAUGGAACUGAUGCUAACCGAUGAUCAGGGAGCGGCCGUAUUCUGCUACCGUUCGCAGGCUACCGUCGUGCGAGCUUAGACGGACAAGUUUUACCGAACUGCCAUUAACCUUUCAUACGGAACUCCGGCCACGGCCAGCAAGCAACGUCAUCAGACAAAAGUGCAAUCCCUACAAUUUCCAACCAGUAAAAAGAACAAGUGUUAUGGAUUGAAAA